CGAUCUCUCCUCUAUAAAACAUAACCCGUCUAGUUAAACUCAUAGUCUAAUAAUCGACCCCCACAACAAGGAGAUCCUUAGUAGAAGAGACGAUCGUACGACCGUGUUUAUAAACUAGAGGAAUAUAUCCCCCCGAACUACCCCGAAUCCAAUUUAUACCUAGGCAGUUGUUCUCCGCACGAACCUCAACCCCUCCAACGAACCCCACGAUCUCGGACUUUGAGGGCUUUGCGCAUAAUGCCCGAGAUCACAAUCACCGGCUUCCGGACCCGCGACGUGCGGUUUCCCACGUCCCUGGACAAGACCGGGUCCGACGCCAUGAACGCCGCCGGCGACUACUCGUCGGCGUACUGCAUCCUCGAGACGGACUCUGAGUUCACAGGCCACGGAAUGACCUUCACCAUCGGCCGCGGCAACGACAUCGUCUGCGCCGCGAUAUCCCACCUCGCCGAGCGCGUGCGGAACCGGACGCUAUCGAGCCUCGUCGCGAACUGGGGCCAGACCUGGCGGCACCUCGUCAACGACUCGCAGCUGCGGUGGAUCGGGCCGGAGAAGGGCGUGAUCCACCUCGCGCUGGGCGCCGUCGUCAACGCCCUCUGGGACCUGUGGGCCAAGGUCCUCGGGAAGCCCGUCUGGCAGGUGGUCGCCGAGAUGACGCCCGAGGAGGUCGUCCGCUGCGUCGACUUCCGCUACAUCACGGACGCGAUCACCCCCGAGGAGGCCGUGGAGCUGCUGACGCGGGCGCAGAGCGGCGGCGACGCCGGCGGCAAGGAGCAGCGGUUCAGGCUCGCACUCGAGAGCCGCGCCGUCCCCGCGUAUACCACGAGCGCCGGCUGGCUCGGGUACGGCGAGGACAAGAUGCGGUCGCUGCUGCGGGAGACGCUCGCGCACGGGUACAAGCACUUCAAGCUGAAAGUGGGCGUGUCCGUGGAGCAGGACAAGCGGCGGCUGGCGAUCGCGCGGGAGAUCAUCGGGUACGACCGGGGCAACGUGCUGAUGGUAGACGCGAACCAGGUGUGGAGCGUGCCGGAGGCCGUCGCGCACAUGGAGCAGCUGGCGGCGUACAAGCCGUGGUUCAUCGAGGAGCCGACGUCGCCGGACGACGUGCUGGGGCACAAGGCGGUGCGGGAGGCGCUGCGGCCGCACGGCAUCGGGGUGGCGACGGGGGAGAUGUGCCAGAACCGGGUGGUGUUCAAGCAGCUGCUGGCGAGCGGGGCCAUCGACGUGUGCCAGAUCGACGCGUGCCGGCUGGGCGGGGUGAACGAGGUGCUGGCCGUGCUGCUCAUGGCCGCCAAGUUCGGCGUCCCCGUCGUCCCGCACUCGGGCGGCGUCGGGCUCCCCGAGUACACCCAGCACCUGAGCACCAUCGACUACGUCGUCGUCAGCGGGAAGCGCUCCGUGCUCGAGUACGUGGACCACCUGCACGAGCACUUCCUGCACCCGUCCGCCGUCAAGGACGGCUACUACCAGACGCCGAUGGAGCCCGGCUACAGCGUCGAGAUGAAGCCGGAGAGUAUGGAUCGCUUUAGUUAUCCGGGCGAGGAAGGUGUUAGUUGGUGGAGGACAGAGGAGGCGAAGGCGAUUUUGGAAGGGGAGAAGAUAUGAGCUAUUCUUACAGGUAAGGCUGAUCCAUGGGGUUAGAAAGGAAGAGGAUAAGAAAAAGGAAAACGGAGCUACGUAUCGAAUCACUACGACAAAACAUUAUGCACCUUAAGUAGGUACCUACCUGGUAUCUUGGGUAGAUAGAUAUCGCAAUAUUACGGUAUUCUCGGCAUCCAAACGCAACCUUAUAUGAAAUCCGACCUAUGAGGCAUUACCACUCACACAUCCCCUCAAGUGAGGACGAUUCUGGGCAAAGCUGGAUAUCUCGAGCCUUUGGACUUCUUGAUCUCUCUCUGUAAGCUCCUAGAAUCGAACCCUGAGGUUUAGGAUGGUCUUGUGCGUA
This is a messenger RNA of Daldinia caldariorum, 1945 nucleotides long. RefSeq names its product enolase C-terminal domain-like protein. Bases 238 to 1605 code for a protein of 455 amino acids. The record is from RefSeq and is a predicted model, not a curated record. The transcript has 3 exons. Lineage: Eukaryota; Fungi; Ascomycota; Sordariomycetes; Xylariales; Hypoxylaceae. Gene Ontology annotation, biological process: amino acid catabolic process; carbohydrate catabolic process. Gene Ontology annotation, molecular function: magnesium ion binding; L-fuconate dehydratase activity.